AAAUCAUGCCUAUGUUGUUGUUAUGUUGCUCACCUUUCAAACAUUAAAACUCUUACUUGCUCCUUUCCGCUCUCAAGACUAUGAGAAAAUAUCGCCAUCUCCUCAACCUCGGGAGAGCGAAAGAUCUUUUCAUCUCAAACAGGGCAUGGGCACAACAAGCUAGUCCCCUUAAAUCACACCAGCUAAGCCGCUGUACACAACAACCACCACCUCUUCCACCCUCUUCCUGUUCUCGUAUAUCAAUAAACAAAUGCAAUGAAGGUAAUAUGGUUUCUCGCCAUUAUCUCCAUGCAAGUCUAGGCAAUUUUACUCGUCUUCAUUCCCAUUCUCACUACUCCACUCUUGAGGCUUCACAACUUGAUUACGAGGAGGAACAGUCAUCAGUUGAUUACCAUGUGAUUGUGAAGGAUCGAGAUGUCGUUUCAGCAUCUAUCACCCCAGCGUACAAGCACUGGCUCCCCCUAUCCAACCUGGACCUCCUUCUACCACCCGUUGCAGCUGGAGUUUUCUUUUGCUACAAGAAAAAGGAUGGCGUACCCAUGUCACCAGCAACUGUGGUAAACACCUUUAGGACAUCAUUGGCUGAGGCUCUAUCGACAUUCUAUCCUCUCGCGGGUGAGAUUGUGCAAAACAACCAAGGGGAACCGGAGCUACUGUGCAACAACAGUGGAGUGGAAUUUGUGCAUGCCCACGCUGACAUUGAAUUGAAAGACCUAGAUUUUCAUCGUCCUGAUGACUCCAUCAAGGGGAAGCUAGUACCUAAGAUAAAUCGUGGCGUGUUGUCAGUUCAGGUAACGGAGUUAAACUGUGGAUCAAUAAUAAUAUCAUGCUCUAUUGAUCACCGAGUAGCAGAUGGUCAGUCAUUAAACAUGUUCUUAGUUUCAUGGGCGGAGAUUGCACGAAUGAAACAAAUCACCAACAUUCCAUCAUUUCGCACAUCGAUCUUGAAUCCACGUAAACCACCAGCAUAUGACACAAUCGUUGAUAAUUUGUACCUGCCUAUAUCAUUCCUCCCUCCGCCACCUUCUUUCCAGGACACGCUUUAUAGUCGCAUGUAUUAUAUUACUGCUGAAUCAAUCAAUCGCAUUCAGUCUCAAGCAUCUUCAAUGGAAACAAGAAGAAGCAAACUCCAAUCAUUCACUGCAUUCUUAUGGAAAUUAUUAGCACAUGGAGGUGAUGAUAAUGUGAAUACAAAUUCCCGAAUGGGCAUUGUCGUUAAUGGACGACAAUUUUUAACAGAAAAUACUGAAAAGUCAUCAUCUCACAUGGAAAAUCACUUCGGAAAUGUACUAUCUAUCCCAUAUGGUACAGCAACGAAUGAGGAUCUCAAGACAAUGCCACUUAAUGAAGUUGCAGAUGAGGUCCAUAAGUUUGUCAUCAAAGCAACUAAAGAAGAGCAUUUCAGGGGAUUAAUCGAUUGGGUAGAGUUACAUCGACCAGAGCCAGCUGUUGCUAAGAUAUAUUUCGGACUAAAAGAGAUCGAAGGUGAGGCUACAGUUGUAUCAUCUGGGCAAGGUUUACCAAUUAACGAUAUGGACUUUGGAUGGGGAAAGCCAGAGUUUGGAUCCUAUCAUUUUCCUUGGGGUAGUCAAAGCGGAUACCUAACUCCAAUGCCGAGUGCAAGAAACAAUGGAGAUUGGGUCGUAUACAUGCAUCUCAAGCAAAAAGAUCUGGAUUUGAUUGAGAGUAUGGCACCCGGUGUGUUUACACCCUUAAACAAUUCACAUUUGAGUUUCUAAUUUGUGUUUCUCCGAACAAAUAUAUGGUUUACAAAUUCAUAUAUACUGGAGUUAUUAUUUUACAUGUCGAUUUCUUUUGUAAUUUAUAUCUUUGUAAAUGUAUGUUCUUAAAGUGUGGGGUAAGCUAGAUUGGUUAUUUCUUUGACUUUUUCUUCACUCGAUGUUCAAUGUCACAAU
Lactuca virosa is the source of this 1916-nucleotide messenger RNA. NCBI's taxonomy places the organism in Eukaryota, Viridiplantae, Streptophyta, Magnoliopsida, Asterales, Asteraceae. The record is from the annotation of a GenBank genome assembly.